This is a messenger RNA of Spizellomyces punctatus DAOM BR117, 1857 nucleotides long. RefSeq lists its product as uncharacterized. Gene Ontology annotation, cellular component: nucleus. Gene Ontology annotation, molecular function: DNA-binding transcription factor activity, RNA polymerase II-specific; transcription cis-regulatory region binding. The record is from RefSeq and is a predicted model, not a curated record. Lineage: Eukaryota; Fungi; Chytridiomycota; Chytridiomycetes; Spizellomycetales; Spizellomycetaceae. The transcript is spliced from 4 exons. Bases 304 to 1653 code for a protein of 449 amino acids. Gene Ontology annotation, biological process: regulation of DNA-templated transcription.
GCCGAGUAGCACUUUUUUCUUCACGGACGUCCUUGUCCGUCAUUGCAGCAUCUGCAUCUGGCGAACAAGUUGCUCCUCGUAGCUGGUAGAUACGGGGAUACCAAGUGUGCGUUUUCAGAAAUCACCAAACUAGCCUAGCUCUAGGUGAAAGCGAGGUUCUGGGCACAAAGAAAGAGAAGCGGUGAUCCUCCGGGCCUGGACAUUGCUCGGAGAUUUUUAUGGUUCAGUAUCAUCUUGAAAGUGCCGAGCUGAAUACAAAAAGCAAAGUACGUGAAAAACAGCGUAUCUGGAAACAAGAUCAAGAUGACAGACACCAUCGCCAAUCAACCAAAUGACGGCCAAGUGCUGGCUAUGGCAACGCUUGCUCCACCUGGUGUUGCUCAUAUGGCGCUGAAUCCAGCGCAACCAUCUCCUUUACCUCCUGCCCCUGGUUCGUCUUCGCUUUCAGAUCCACAAACAUCUGGCGCACCCGGGCAGCAAGGACAAAAUCCACUUCUCAUUCCAGUCUUACCGUUUGCCCUCCCACAUUUAUUCCCCCAAUCCAUGGCACAACCGGCUCCCACUCCGGUGCGGUUACCUCCCAUGAAUGUAGAACCACCUCAAACGCCUGUCAGUCAUCAACCACCGUCUCCAACCGGUGAUGACUCCAGUCAGCAAGGCAGUCGCAACACGUACUUCAAAAAGUUGAAUUGGGUCAAUGCUUCCCCUCAACAUUUUAGCACUGAUGACGCAUCUGUACUUGGAAAGAAAAGGCGACGACGCACCUCGGCCAUGGAACUGGAAGUUCUGGAGGCUCAUUUUCGGAGAAACCCGCUUCCAAAUGCAUCGGAGCGUGAACAGCUUGCAAGGGAAACUGGAAUGACCGCGCGAUGCGUUCAGGUUUGGUUUCAGAACAAACGUCAGAGCUUGAAAAAGAAGGUUGCUACGACAGAACGACGAAAGUCAUCCAUUCCUGAUAGUCCGCUCAAACAAGAGCCAAAUGCAUCGCUGGGCGCUGGCUCUGUGACUCCGAAGUUCUCUGUGACAUCACCGUCAACGUCUACCAGUGUUCCCUUCCUCCCGAUAUUCCCAGGUUCUACUGGGUCGUCGUUGCCACCUGGUGCUUCCUUGGCCUCCCUCUUCCAGAGACCGAUCAUGCUUCCACCUCAGCGUGCGCAAACACCUCGCCCUAUCCGUCCGGCAGCUGGCGACGAAGGCCAUGAUAUGGCAGCACUGGCUCUAGUAAAUCUUUCUCAGUCCGGCCAAGCGUCACCUCCUGGUCCAUCCUCUACUGCGACUGCGUCAUCGCCCGUCCCAGGCCAAAGUGAAACCGAAGCCGAUGGAGCAGUCUCCAAUAGUGACGAAACUGCCACACCAGCAAUUGAAGGGAAAAACCAAAAUCUUGCACAAUUCUCACCGCCAUCUCCGGUCAGCCCUACAAAGGGCAGCAUGGUUAAGCAGGAGCAAGGAGCAGUAGGCAAAGUUAGUUUAGAGGCUCGCAAUCUCUUUCCGCAAGCCGCCGAACCUCAGCCUCAGCCUCAGCCUCAACAUCCCACCCCUCCAUUGACACAGCACGAUACCGAUUCGCUUGAGAAACCUCAGCAGAACCCCGGCCAUAUCACUGGUGCAGUGAGCCCGUCUGUCAUUGAACCGGCCCAGACUGAACCAGUCUGAAUGAAUAUAGUUUCUUUUUACGACACUUGUUGACACAACGCUAGUUUGGGCAUAAUGUAUAGAAAGUCUUAGUCGUAGGAGAUGAUGCGUCCUGCAGGUGGCAAAGGGUGUCUGAAUACUGUUUGGCAUCUGGUGCACUCGACAGAAGCGUCGGAGUAAUCAUUUUUGUGUAAAUAAAAAACCAGUUCAACACAUGCUGAUUCA